Messenger RNA from Chironomus riparius, 943 nucleotides. NCBI's taxonomy places the organism in Eukaryota, Metazoa, Arthropoda, Insecta, Diptera, Chironomidae. The record is from the annotation of a GenBank genome assembly.
AUUUUUAUUUUUGUGAAUAAAUUUCAGCAAUUUGCUCAUGCUCUAGGAGAAUCUCUGAAUUAUAGACACAAUGGAACGAGGAAAGAUGUAUCAAGGAAUGCCAGAAUCGAGAAACAUGACGAGAAAUGAAUUUGUUGCUAUCAAUAAAGGACGGAAUACACGUCAGGUUACAAUGGAUAUCCCAAAGAAUGGACAUCCACUAUCAAAUUACAUCUCAUCGAAGCAUCACAGCGAACGAAAGAAUCCAACAAUAAUCCAAUCCAAACCACCGACGUCUCGUGCACGUGACAAUGUGAAAUUCGAGUAUACAGAUAAUAUCCCGAGAAGCUGUCAUCAGGAACAAAUAAGAAAAGUUUGCAACAAUAAGCAUUAUUCAGCACAGAAAAAGGAACUGUAUGACUCAAUAGCUAAUGAUAAUAUAUACAAUAGUUGUAUGGAAUCGGAAAUUGAUAGUGUCUACAGCAGUAGCUGUUAUCAUGAUGACGAUAAUGAAAGUGAAAUGGAAUCUCUUUACGAUCAUGAUGAAUAUACACAUCGUGCAUUACUACGAAUGGAGACAAAAGUCAAUACAAUAACGAAUAAAUUUGUUAAUAAAGUCAAGUCUGAAGUUGAUGAGACAUUCAGCAAGUUAAAGAUCCAGUCAAAAUUUAAUAGUACAAAAGGAAAGACUACAAAAGUCGAUAAAGGUGCCGGAGAUACAGCUAAGAAAUCUCAUGAUACAGUCGAGAAUGAUACAGUAAUAAAGGAUAUGCUUAAAAACAAGCGGGAAUGCUAUGAGAAAAUUGAGCAGCAAUUGAAGAUUUUACAGCAACUUGACCAACUUACUGAUAAAUUGUACAAGAAUCAUAUGAAGUAAUAGAAUUGAUAUCUAUAGCUGUAAUUGUAUUGAUAUUAUGUUAUUGAGAGUAAAUAAAGGCUGAUAACCUGAAUACGUCAUUCUUGA